AUGGGGGUGGCAUCGUAUGGUUGUUUAGUUCAAGCCGGCGGCGUUUGGUGGUUUUGUCCGGUGUCGGUUUUCAGUAUGGUGGCUGGCUGCACGGCUAUUAGUCACAAGAACAGUGUAGUCACCGGCUUCGUUGUCGGCAUCGUCAUCGAGGUUGUCUGUGCUUACAGUGUUGAAGAAGGUGAAGCAGCGUUUGAACCGUCCAGAGUCGAACGAGUCCAACCGGAUAAAGGUAGUUCAGCGGUCUGCCAGAUCUGUUACUUCCAACUCAUGCUGUUGACCACUGUCCACCUGUUAGUCGUUUGCUGCCUUUUGACCUUGGACCAGUCACCUGUUCUCGACAACGCCAGGGCCCCAAUGCUCACCAGCGGCUCGCGAUCAAGUGGAGGAAUGGAUCCCACUGUGUGCAUUCCUGAGCAGAUAUGGGAGUGCUGGUACGAAGGAGAGAAGUUGGUUCUGCAUUACUUAUUACUUACUUUGAAGCUGCAUGCCGAGGAAGUUCGGAUCAUACACAGUUUGGUGACAUUCGAGCAACUGAAGUUGUUGUGCGUUCACCACAACCGGCAGAUAUCGCCAGAUAAUUCGCCGAGCCGCAAGGAUUCAGAGAAUACCGCGUCAUCGGAUAAUUUAAACUUUCGCAGCAAGACUACCAGGGUGGUCAACGAACGGGUGGUGUUCGAAACGAAAUGCUUCCGUCUCAACACGCUGCUGUCCCACUGUCAACUCGCUACGUUGCUUUUCCCGACUUUAACAGUUGUCGACGAACAGACUGGGGCGACGUUCGAACAGGCUAACUCGUUGUUUUUCGACUCCUUGCAUGACGAAAACCUGACACGAUGCAGCAGCAGUUUCACUGUCGAAUAUCGACCGGACCUGCUGCAGUUCUGGAGAAACUUUUUCCAGCGCUUCAGGCCCCCAUAUGGACGGCAGCCACACUGGAGCGAGGCUCUGCGGGAGAAGUUACUGAUGCAGCUCGAUGGCAGCUGCGACGACCCGACGACUUUUCCGUUGGCACCUCUGAAAUGCUACGUUAAGGAGAUCGCCGAGCACCACCUCGUGCUCACUUUUCUGCCACUUUCUUCUAAGGACGUCUAUCUGCUGUGCGAUGGCGAAUCGUCAGCAGCCGCCGUCGAGUCGAACGGCACCCUUACGUUUCCUUUGAUCGUUUUCGACUGCUGCCGAACAGCCAUCUCAGCCCGUCUCAUACAACAGCAGCCGCUAACAACCGUGUCCCAUGACUUGGAUCUGGUCGAGGACUUUCGAACGCCGCUCGAAAAGGAGGAGUCAGCCCUCAGCGUGCUCCAUCGACAGAUCUCCAAGUUCUGCGAAAGUUCGAAGAACGAAUCGCGACCUGAUGUGUUAGAGAUCGAUAGCGGCAGGAAGUGUCGUUGUGCCGAUGACUUCAAGAUCUCGUCGUAUGUCCAUCAGCUGGAGCUGAUCUAUUCCCGAUCAUUCGUCGUCGGCGUCUAUCAGGCACUGGUUUCUGGUGUCCCGGUUCACAAGCAAGACGUCGUCACUGCUAUCGAAUGCCAAUGCGAAGAGACGGUUUUGGGCCUGGACAUGACAGAAUUCAUUCAGCUGCUGUGCUCCCAUUUCUGCAGCUACCGCUUUCUGAAGGAUAACGAGUCCCGAUGGCAGCGCAGGAACACGAAUGACACUGAAAUCAAUCUCGGCAUGGACAGGACGCUUUGCAAUUCUUAUUCUUCAAUCAGCGAAGUGGAGCUGACCGAAAUGGCGACAUGGAAAUUUCCGUUGUUCCUGCAGCUCACAUGCUCUUUGCGUAUUGCCGACAAGCUCUUCACUUGUUCGGUUUCAGAAUUGCCAACAUGUUUAGUCGACUUGUUUCGCAGAAGCGAAUUCGAUGCCUGGGACUACGACCCGACGAACCUCGAAGUGUCGCUUGAUUUGAACAUCCUGAUGCCGGGUUUCGACGAGGCGAACGAGUUUUCGAACGGCAUCGGUUUUGUCACCAGUCCUUCUAGCAACGAUUACGUCAGUGAAUGCUACUCAUACGACAUUAGCGACUUAGAAUGCGAUGAGUAUGCUACAUUUUCGCUUUUUCGCUUGUUUAUGAAUAAUGUUUUAUUUUCGGAAUGGGUUUCCCAGGAGGUUAUGCACAAAUUUUCUUGAAU
Soboliphyme baturini is the source of this 2129-nucleotide messenger RNA. The record is from the annotation of a GenBank genome assembly. Lineage: Eukaryota; Metazoa; Nematoda; Enoplea; Dioctophymatida; Soboliphymatidae.